Messenger RNA from Aspergillus brunneoviolaceus CBS 621.78, 6639 nucleotides. Its product is annotated as putative myosin class II heavy chain (MHC). Gene Ontology annotation, cellular component: cytoskeleton. The transcript has 2 exons. Bases 1 to 6639 code for a protein of 2212 amino acids. The record is from RefSeq and is a predicted model, not a curated record. NCBI's taxonomy places the organism in Eukaryota, Fungi, Ascomycota, Eurotiomycetes, Eurotiales, Aspergillaceae.
AUGAUUUCCCUUUUUCCUUCUAGCGGUGUCGCGUCGCGCAUUCGUUCCCCCUCCCCCGAUCUAGGUCCCUCCGCAUCUUCCGCCAAUUCGGCGUUCUCUCUGCCAUCGCCGCCGCCGCCAUCCUCCACUCAGCCAUUCAGCUUCAGGGUUGAUUCACAUUUGACUGUCCCAUUGACCUCGUUUCCUACUUCGCCUCGAGUGUCGAGUUUUUCGACCGCUGAUUCCCCUGGCCGGUCAAUCUCCCGCAGCGUAACGCCGAACCCCCCGAACUCACUGCCCGUCCUACCCAAAUACCGAGGCGCUUGGGAAUCAUCGACUUCAUCACCGGAAAAUAGAAGGGCAGAAAGCAGCGUCUACUACACAACCGCCUGGGGCUCGCCGUAUGCUGCACCCAGCCCUCGGACAAUUUCGUGGUCAUUGAGUCAGUCCGCCGUUGCUGUUGAUCGUGGUUCCGGAAAUAGCUCUCCGGCCUCGAUGCGCAGUGGUGUCCAACACGGUCUUGAAACGAGUAACACCGACCUUCUCAGACCUUCUGCCCGAGACAACUCAACCCGACGCCCGUAUAGUCGUCUGUUGAGCCGGUCCCCGUUCGGUAGGAAAGGAGGAAAGUCAAUCAAGGAUUUCACACAGGACUGGAUCAAUCAGUACCUCUCAGGUCAACCCAGGACUGAGCGUGGUAACUGGCUAAGUGACGAUUCGGGAAGCGAGGCUCCCUCGUUCUUCACAGCGCAGAACUUCGCGGAAGACACUUCUGACGAUUGGCUGGGCCUGGAACAAGACGCCCGCGACGAAGAUCUUCUGAGAACUCCAACCCUCGCCGACUUCGGCAGCCGAAAAGCAGUCACCGGUCGCGGUGAAGGCAGCAGGAGAAAUAAGGAGUACCAACACAAGAGAACGGAUACGUUGCGGCAGGAAGACUUCUGGGGUUUCGCCUACGAUAAGGAUCCCCCGUUGAUAACCAUGGAUUCCACAGACAUACACACCGCCGCCGGACCGUCGCAACACCAGGCUCCAUCCUUAUCGAUAGAGAAGCCGUUGCCUUCACCCCCGGUGGACGAGGUCAAAGAUGCCCCAUCGAGUACGGAACACUUUCCAGAAUCCAUCGAUUCCCCGGCUGUGAAAAGCCAGGGAUCUGAGCAGAGCAUUGUCCAACCGCCCGUGCAACGACAAAGGAAGAAGCUUAUUUGGCGGGGGAAAGUAUGCAAUAUCGCGCUACCGUUCGAUGACAGACGAGGCACCGAGGAGUCUGGCUACCGACUUUUGACUCUCGAUGACGUCGAAGAGCGAUUGAGGAGCCUCAAUGAACAAGGCUACGACACCCGCGGGUUCAGUGUUUGCGCAUCGAAUGACUCGACAGAUUUGGAAUUGGGUGGCUUGAGUCGCCCAAUUUUUCCUGAUCCAGGAGAAGUGCACGAAGAGUUUGCGUCUGGGAGUUAUAGCGUCGGUAUUCCUAACAAAGCCGAUUGGGAUGCGUAUGUCGCCUUCCUCCAAGAGGAGAAACUGCGGGCUCUGGGCGUAUCCUUGGGAGAUGACGAGCCCAAGCCGUCCAUUUCACCCGCUAUGAGCCAGAUGGCCUCGUUCCCUGGCUUAGUGUCGUCGCCCCCGAUCCCAACAGCAUCAGCCGCUAGCAAUCCGUUAUCCAUGUCUCAUCGCUUCUCCCCGCAAUUAAACCAACCUGGAAAUCCCGCAGCUGGCUUGUGUUCGCUGGCUUCUCCGGCCUCACAAUUCAGUAUACAAACACCGUUUUUGGGUGUGGAUCAGAACCUCAUACCGCCAUACUCUAUGCCGUUUCAACCUACUCCGCCGGCUCAAAAUUCCCUUACGCCUCAAAGUUUCUUCAACCCUCGGCAACCUGGCGCUGGUUCCACCUUGCCUGGCACGCUACCUAACCUUACCUCGAUCCUGUCGCCCGUUUCGCCUUUGAAUGAACAAAAUGCUUUCCACCCCGGCUACAACGAUCCCGCAUUCGCGGAGCCUGGCUAUGGGGAGCAAAUGGGCCUUCCGAAGGAUGUGUACGGCGAUCACGAUGUGCUUGGUAAUGCUACUGAAGGCCAUCUGUUACGCCCUCUUCACACUCCCACGGAGAACCUCGAUAAUUUCCAUGCCUCUACUGUCGAAAUUGCCCAGCCCACGCCCCGCGGUCACAGUCGCGGCCACAACUUGAGCGAAACACUCCAGAAGGGCCUGGACAGCUUCACUCCGGCCUACCACUUGGAAGAAUCUUUUGACAGGCAACCAUUCGAUGACGGCAAUCGCGGACAACAUCUGGGCCACUUUGAUGGCAGUGAGCUUCUGAAGUCGCAGUGGGCUUUCGGAGGAGACAACAUGGGUGUGCAGCAGCUACCGCAUCACAUGCACCAAUUCUACGACGGGAACUAUUCUGAAGAGAUCGCGCAUGAAGGGUCCGACAUCGAUACCAAUCCAAGCCUUUCUGGCACACCUAGGCAUGGGCCACAUGCCAACAACGUGCCUUGGCAUCAGUCCAGACCUAGUGGCAGCUCCUAUAUUGGCGGACAUCGUUCGAAGCUUUCAACAUCGUCUCUCAAUGUUGACGCUAAAGAAUUCAAACCCACUGCAGCGCCGUCAUCCCAACCGUUCGCAAACCAAGACAACUCGUUCCAAUUCCAAGCGGGCGGGAGUCCUGUGUUUACAUUUGGCUCGCAAUCUGAAUUUAAGCCUGGUAACAAUGGCUUCGAUACCAAAACUCCCUCCUUUACCCCUGGUGCUUCCAAUAACACCACUAAACGAACCACUGGAUCGGGUGAAUUCAAAUUCUCCACAGCCUCAUUCAAUGUUGCAGCCCCUGCAUUCAACCCUGGUGGUAGCACUUACUCUGCCGCGCCGCAAGAAUCCACAAGUGCUGGAACCAAGAUCUUCAGCGACGUCGACCUUUCCCAAGCGUCGUCGAAAGCCUCUAAGAAAUCCAAAGCUAUUCCCAUUGUACGGCCUGAUGAUGUCAACGAGGAUAACAGAAGCAAGGAUGAGGGUGAGCAUGAUAAUGGCAGGCCAGGUCGUCCAGACCGUCACAAGCGUGCUCGCCGUGGCGAUGAACUUUCAGAGACCGAAGCCCAGCUUAGCGUGCCUGCUGCGCUAGCCGAGGCGACCAACCUUCAAUCCGCUCACAUGCGCCAGCCAUCCCAUACAUCCGCUGAUGGCAAAGAGAACAUUGUGCCUGAGGAUGGAGGAGCACUCCCAGCGAUCCCGAAACCUAUCUCGGCCCAAGACGACAAAUUUGCCGAACGGAAGGACACUCCCAUCAGCGAAGCUUCCACCUGGAUUCCUCAGGAGAUGAAGAACGAAAGUGCUGUUGCAGCGCCAGAGUCUGAAUCUGAAAUCAAGCACACAGAGCCGGAGCCGUUGUAUGAAGUCCAGAAAUCCAUCGAGCGCGACGCUGUCCAAGAAGAGCAAGGGCGAGCUGUUCCGGUACCUGCGGAUAAAGUCUUACCAUCCACUGAGCUGGGAGCUUCUGUCACUCAGGAACGCUCGAAGAGUUCCGCUAGCCCUCAGGCCACACCGAAACGUGAGCGAUUGCCCGAGCCAGCUCAUCUGGAAGAUGAUGAAGACUCUCCCGAUGAGGAAGAGCUUAAUGCUAUUAUGGAGCAGCUUAACGACGAUUCGGACGUCGGUAUUGAGCGGAUAAGCACACCUCAGACUAAUGGUGGUGUGCCUGAAUCUGUCAUGCAUGUGACCAAAGAAAAGCGCCACGUUCCUGCUGAAAUCAGAAGCGAGGCCCCAAGCCCAAGCCCAGGACGUGGCCCAGCUCCUCACACAUUGGACGUUCCUAAGCUUGACUUUGAAGCUCAAUCGCAGUUCUCCGCCUCUCCAUCAAAGGGUGCAGUUUCUGGCUUCCCCUCGCCGAUUCGUCAGCUUGUGAGCCGUACCGAGCACAUCAGCGAUUGGGACGAUGUAAUCUCCUCAGGCGAAGAUGAGAAACUGGUAAACCGAAGCAGGUUCUUUGAUCGCCAUAUCAACGACCUCGUGGGUACAACUAUCGACGAACGGCUGGGGCCACUAGAGCGAGCACUUGGGGUGAUUCAAGAGUCUAUCAUGGCUAUCCCAUCUGGCUCUCAUACCAGACUUUGGAGCGCAUCUGCCGACGGCGACAAUAGCGAUGCUGACGACGAAGAGGAUGCGUACGAGGAAAAUGAGUCGUUCAGUACAAGAUCACACAUGCGUCAGAGAGAAAAGCUUGAUAAGCUGAAAGCGGUCGUUUUGGAAGCACUCGCUGCUCACGCACCCCAGCAAGUCAAGGACGAACACGCGGUUUCCGAACUUGCCCAGCUACGGGAAAGCGUCUCGGCGUUACAAGCCCUGACCAUUCAGAAGUUGUCACAGGACCCGGUAACAGAGCUCAGAGAGAUGAUGCAAGAGUUGGUUUCAAGCCAGCGUGAUGCGCGUUCGUCGGAGACGGAUGAGGUUCCCGCUGAAAGUCUGAUGCUCCAGAUUGAAGGCCUGAAGAACAUGCUUCGACUAUCUGAUGAGCGAGCGGACCAAGAGUACAAGCUUCGCAGAGAAGCCCAAGACUCUGUUGCAGAACUUCAGCGGCUUCUCAAGGUGGUUGAAGAAGAUGCUGUUCGUCAUAGUGAGGCUGCAGAAUCUGCUGAGGCCCGGUUGCUGCACUUCAAGGCUGAGAAGAUCCCUUACUAUGAGACUGUUCAGCACAAGGCCGAUACGCUUGAGCAAGAGCACGAAACCUUGAAAUUCACUCUUGCCGAACUCUCGUCUAAGAACAUCUCGCUCCAGGGCACUCUCGAUGAAUACCGGGUCACAGCCGACAACUACAAGCGAGACAGCGAGCAAUCCAAGGCUGCUCUUGAGGAGGCCAAGGCCGAGAACAAGAGUCUACGUGGCAUCGUUGAGCAGUUGAGGACACGCCUCGAAGACGGUAUGAGUGUCCGGCAGAACCUCGGUAACAAGCUGGAUCGUCUCCAAGAGGAGAUGGCGACGGUAAUUCGGGACGUGACUCAUGAUCAAUCUUCAUGGCGCCGGCGGGAGGAGGAGCUCAAUUUCAAGUACAAUGAAUUGCGUGCUGCUUACGGGCGCGAGACGAAGCUGCGCGAGAAAUUGGAGUAUGACAUCGAUGGGCUCGAAGAAAAGGAACGCGAAGCAGCGAAGCUGAAGUUUAUCUUCGGUCAAUCCCAACAAGAGAAUGCAAGGCUUGAAGAGCUGGUGGCGAACUUGCGUCUGCAGAACCACGAUUUGGAGCUCAAGGCAGCUCGGUUCGAGCGUGAGUUCAAUGAGGCGCGCGAGAGCAGUCGCAUCGAAAUCCAACGCACCAGAAACUCACUGGAAUCGGAUCUGGAGGCCGCUAACAGCCAAGUCAACAUCGUGCGGGCUGAAUUAGAAGCACAGAUUCUUCGCCUGCAGAGCCAGAUGGACAAUGUGCGACUCGACAAUGACACGGCUCGGGAACGCUACGAGAUGUUGUUGGAAGAGGCGGCCGAGACAAAGGUCAAUGCCCUGGCAGCAGCCGCUCAAGCCCAAGAGCUGGCCAUUGAAGAACAGCGCCGAAACCACGAACGCGUUCUCAACGAUCUCCGGGAACGCCACGCCCGUGCUCUGCACAAUGCCUCUGAGGAUAGACAGCGAAACGAAGGUCAUCUGCUGGAACGGUUGGCGCUGUCUGAAGACAAGGCCAACCAUCUUCACGACCGAGUGCAGCAUCUUGAGGAAAGACUUCAGAUCGCCCAGGAAGCUGCUCGUGCUGCCGCGGAAGCUGCUCAGUCUGCUAAGUCGGGCCCUGCCAUCGCACAGUCUGCGCAUGCCAGUACGCCUUCGAUGUCAUAUCCCAAUGGCUCCAUGGUCCCUGAGAAGAUUUCCCCUCAAGCAUUGAGAGAAUCGAUUCUGGUUCUUCAAGACCAGUUGCAGCAACGUGAAACUCGCAUUGAAGAGCUCGAGCAAGAAAUCUCUACCGUUGAUAAGGAAGCGCCCAGCAAGAUCAAGGAGAGGGAUACCGAAAUCAACUGGCUGCGUGAGCUGCUUGGUGUCCGGAUUGAUGAUCUUCAGGACAUCAUCAACACCGUGUCGCAGCCAUCCUUCGAUCAACAUGCUGUCCGCGACGCCGCCAUUCGCCUGAAAGCCAAUCUACAGAUGCAGCAACAGGAGAGAGAGAGAGUGCACUCGGGACAGGCUUUCCCGAGCCUUCCUUCGCUUGCGGAACUGACUGCUUCCCCGCGCUCGCUUCCACUUGCGGCCGCGGCGGCAUGGGGCAACUGGCGCAAGGGGAGGGAAAGCGUCGGCUCUGAACAAACACCAUCCAAGCAGGGAGGUGCUGGUUCGUUCCUGUCCGGGCUCUUAACGCCUCCUGCCAGCAACCUCCGCCAGGCUUCGUCCAACUCUAGUAGCCUAGCACCAACGAGUGGAAGACGCCCAUCGGAGACUCGACCCUUGAGAAACUACAACACAACACCCAAGCAACCGUCCGGGCGCGCGAGCCGAAUGCGUGAGCUUCCAAGUACUCCGCCUCUUCUCCGGCGAUCAAGCUAUGACCACGACGCCGAACCGACCGACUAUGCACACAGUUCGUUCCAUGAGGACACGGAAAGCACGGCUGACGGUCUGGUAUUAGCAUCACCGCGAGAGACAAUCGAUGGGCCUUUCGGACCUCAGAUCACAUCCCCAACCUCAUCAUCAUCUUAG